Molecule: messenger RNA, 2124 nt
Organism: Lucilia sericata (common green bottle fly)
Lineage: Eukaryota; Metazoa; Arthropoda; Insecta; Diptera; Calliphoridae
Gene: Cyp6v1
Product: probable cytochrome P450 6v1
Exons: 4
Coding region: 377-1939 (520 amino acids)
Biological process (GO): response to DDT; insecticide catabolic process
Molecular function (GO): heme binding; oxidoreductase activity, acting on paired donors, with incorporation or reduction of molecular oxygen; iron ion binding
Source: RefSeq, a predicted model, not a curated record
CUCAUUAACCAGACGUGGUGUACGUACAAACGUUUUCAUAGUACAACAACGUAAAUUUUAACAAAAAUAAUUACGUCUGCUCGCUCUGUAGUGCAGAGUCUACUUUAUAAAAUUACUCUGUAGAGUCUAGACAUUUGUUUAAAAACAAAAUAUCAGAAGAGAAUUGGCAGUCUGCGCGUUCGUGGGUUCUAAAAUCGUGUAGUGUCUGUGUUGUUUUCAUUCCAUAAGCUUUUUUAUUUUUAUUUUAUUAUUAUUAUUUUCUCGUUUUUUCUUUUAAUUACUACCAGAAAAAUAUUAAAAAAAAAAAUCAAAAUAUUUUUAUUGUUGUUGGUGAUUCAUUGUUUGUGUCAGUGAGUGAGUGUGUGACCGUGUUGACAUGGUGGAUGCCACUUCAAUUUUAUUAUUUGUUGUAACCAUUUUGACGGGAGUAUUCGUUUGGUCGCGUCGUACUUAUGUGUAUUGGCAACGCAGACGUGUCAAAUUUGUGCAACCGACUCAUUUGCUGGGCAACCUUAAGGAUGUCUUAAAAAUGCAAAACUCCUUUGCCUUACAGCUGCGCGAUUACUAUUUCAAUGAACGUUUUACGCGCGAACCUUUGGUGGGCAUUUAUUUGUUCCAUCAGCCGGCAUUAUUGUUGCGCGAUCUACAAUUGGUGCGUCAAGUUUUGAUAGAAGAUUUUGUGAAUUUUUCACAUCGUUUUUCGAAAUGUGACGGACAUCAAGAUAAAAUGGGUGCAAUGAAUUUAUUCUUUGCUCGCAAUCCAGAGUGGCGUGAUAUACGUACAAAAUUAGCACCGGUAUUUACUACGGCCAAAAUGAAACAAAUGUUUUCAUUAAUGGAAGAGAUUGGCUACGAUUUAGAAACGUAUUUAGCUAAACUAACCAAAGAUAUGAAACACACUGGCGAAGGGCCCAUAGUCCAAAUCAAAGAUAUUUGUGAUCUUUACAAUACCGACAUGAUUGCCAGCAUAGCAUUUGGUCUACGAACACAUUCACUGCGCAAUACGUAUCGUGCUCAACUUUGUCAUCAUAGUCAUGAAAUGUUCUAUAUAUCUUUUCGGCGUGCCAUAGAUCUAUGUCUGAUCUUUAUAAUACCAAAGUUGGUGAAGUUUUUGCGUCCCAAACUAUUUACCGCCGAGCAUACGGACUUUUUGCGUAGUCUGGUAGUUAGUAUGCUGGAAGAUCGUCGUACAAACGGUGGUCUGCGUAAUGAUCUCAUUGAAAUGUUAUUGACAUUCAAAAUGGAAGCGGAACUUAAUAAGGAUAAAUCCCAUUUUGCCCAUCAACAGGAGUAUAUAGUCGCUCAGGCAGCCACUUUCCAGUUGGCCGGCAUACAAACGUGUGCCUCGACUUUGGCGUUUGCCCUAUACGAGCUGGCUCGGCAGCCCAAGCUACAGGAACGUUUGCAUUUAGAGAUAAGAAAGACUAUAGGUGAUGAGGAUCCGCCGAUAUCGUUGAAUUUCGAGAAAGUGGAAAAGAUGUCGUACUUGAGUAUGGUGGUGGAGGAGACGUUGCGUAAAUAUCCAGUAGUGCCAUUUUUGGAGAGAGAGUGUACACCACUGAAUAAGAGGCGUUUUGUAUCAUUCCGUCCACAUGCCGAGUGUAUGGCCAGAAAGGGAAUGCCCGUGUAUAUAUCUAAUUUAGCUUUACAUUAUGAUUCUCAGUAUUGGCCCAAUCCCGAACACUUUGAUCCGGAACGUUUUUCACCGGAACAGAAACCUUCUCAUACACCCCUAUCAUAUCUGCCCUUUGGUGCUGGGCCCCAUCAUUGCAUUGCCCAGGUAUUGGCACAGCUGCAAUUGAAAUUGGGACUGAUACAUUUUCUGAAUCGCCAUCGUGUAGAAUGUUGUGAUAAGACUGUCGAUUGCAUCAAGUUUGAUAAACGGUAUGCUUUACUCACCCAUGAGGGUGGGAUUUACUUAAAACUUGUUGAAAUUUAGUUUGUAAAAGAGUUUUUUUUUUUUUUUUUUUGCUUUUUUCUAUGAGUUUUCUUUAAUUUCUUUUUGUUUAAGUCUUCUAAUGUAAAUUGUAUGUGUAUAUAAAUUAAUUCUAUUCAUUUUUUAUACAUUGUAUAUAUUUUAAGCAACAAAACAAAUACAAAAAUAUUUUUUAUAUCAACUGAAUA